Monoraphidium neglectum is the source of this 1185-nucleotide messenger RNA. RefSeq lists its product as hypothetical. Bases 1 to 1185 code for a protein of 394 amino acids. The record is from RefSeq and is a predicted model, not a curated record. The transcript has 6 exons. NCBI's taxonomy places the organism in Eukaryota, Viridiplantae, Chlorophyta, Chlorophyceae, Sphaeropleales, Selenastraceae.
AUGGCGACAGCGGCAGCAGCAGCUGCCGCGGCGUUGCCCAGCGCAGUGCCGGAGGCAGCUCGGACAGUGGACAUGGCAGAGGAGGCGCUCCACGCCGGGAAGUGGCUGCAGGCGCGCAGCCGCGCCAGUGAAGUGCUAGCGCAGCAAGGCGCUGCGCUGGCGGACGUGACACGUGCUUUUUAUGUCCUGCUGCAAGUCGACUUCCAUGCUGGCAGGCUGACUGACUUGAAAGAGGCAUCCCAGUUCUAUGGCCGAGACCUGCAGAGCCUGCCAGUGACAGUGAUUCUGCUCUGGGGUGUCAUCGCGCUCGAGAUGGAGGCUGGUGCAGCGGCGCGCGCCGUGCUGGGGUCGUAUACCGCCCGCCUCAGCGAGGCUGCAGGCGCCCCCUUGCCGAGCGAAGACCACCUGGCCCUGUCGCGGCUGUACGCGGUCCGCGUGCUGCGCGGCGCGUGCGGCGACGCCGCCGGGGCGCGCGCGUGGCUGCUGGCCGGCGGGGCGGGGCUGUCGGACGGGCAGCGCCAGCUCCUGCUUACGGAGUUGGAAGAUACGGAGGCGGCUGCUCACGGCUGUUCAGAACAGCGAGAGCAGCAGCAGCGGGAGCAGCAGCAGCAGGCAGGACCGAGCGGCGGAUUGACAGAGCCGUCAAACGGCAACAGUGGCGGCGUGGCAGCGGCGGCGGCAGGCUGGGCCGAGGGGGGCUUGGGGCAGCCGGGGCAGUUCUUUACCGUUACUGGCGAGAUUGAGGAGAUAGAAGAUGAUUGGCCGACUCCUCCAACGUUGCCUGCAGCUGGCAGUGCCGCAGCUGCAGCGCAUGCGGCAGGCGCUGGGCCUGGGGGCCGGCGGGGCGGCGGUGAGGGCCAGGGCGAGGGGGGCCAGCAGCAGCAGCAGGGCGUGGCCACGCGCACGUGGGCGUGGGCGGUGGAGCGGGCCGGGCAGCUUCGAGCGGCGCCUGUGGUGCAGGACACACUCAGGUUGCUGCACCUAGAGGACGUGCCCGCAUGGCAGAUUGCUGGCGGUGCGGCAGCGGCGGCGCUGGUCGCCUUCUCCGUGUAUCGGGAGCGCCGCGGCAUUCGGCGUGCAGCGGUUGGUGCGGCCAGCGGCCUGUUGGCGGGCCUAUCGCAGGUUGCAGCAAUGGCGACGGGGUUCGAGCCAAAUGCAAUGGCAGCGGUGCCGCGGCCACAGUAG